Messenger RNA from Adineta ricciae, 309 nucleotides. Lineage: Eukaryota; Metazoa; Rotifera; Eurotatoria; Adinetida; Adinetidae. The record is from the annotation of a GenBank genome assembly.
AUGAAUCAAAAAGUGCAGAAACCGGAGACACCACGCGGUUCAGCUGAACUUAUUCAUGAAGGGCGAGCAAUACCUCUCAGCGCUAAACAAUUAAAUGAUGCUCCAAUAAUCGGUGAACGAAGCUUCGGCACAGUACAUGAUAUUGAUCUCAGAGACUCGUCGAAUCUUCACAUAGUAGCUAAGCAUAUCAAGUGCUUCAAAGAUGAAAAUGGAGUCUUAUCAGCAGUAACAGAAAUGAAAACAAUGGAAAAACUUCACCCCUGCAAAUCGCCAAAUAUUGUUCCCUCGACUGUAGAGAGGGUCAUAUGA